CUGCUCCUCUUCCUCUCUCUCUUCCUCACAAUCCAACUAUACUUCUCUCGUUCAUUUAUUUACCAUUUAUUUUAGUUAAAACAACUGAUUAUUCUUUUCUUUCAAGCCAAAGAGAACAGAAAAGUGGAGGCAAAUGGAAGCUGCGGUUCGCUGUCUCUAAAAGAGGAGUUGCUCCAAUUUUUAGCAUCAAUCUGCCAUAUUUAGCACCUCCGGGCUUCCCGAUUCCUCCAUCUCCGUCUGCUAUUUCUAUCGUUAUCUUUCCGUUUACAAGGAGGAGAUGGAAGAUUUGUAUAGCAUACAUCCCGGGAUCCUGCGGGGAGGAGACACGCCGGCCGUAGGGUCGGCGUCCAGCUGCCAAGGGAGCAGCGACGCGUCGGAGGUGACCGGAAGCAGCGGCGGCGUGUCGGAUCUGACGGAUCUGAUUAAAGCUCAGAUAGCUAACCAUCCUCGAUAUCCGACUCUUCUAUCCGCCUACAUCGAGUGCCGAAAGGUGGGGGCGCCGCCGGAGGUGGCGACGCUUUUGGAAGAGAUCGGGAAGGAGAGUUACUCGAGCGUGGGAGGUGGGGAGAUUGGGGCGGAUCCGGAGCUCGACGAGUUCAUGGAAUCAUACUGCCAUGUCUUGGUCCGCUACAAGGAGGAGCUCUUGAAACCCUUUGACGAGGCUGCGUCGUUUCUCAACCACAUCGAGAUGCAGCUCACCGAUCUAUGCAAAGGGCCGUCCACCGCUCCCACAGCCUCCGCUGCCACCGGGAACUCGCCUUCUGAGGAAGUGAUUGGAUCCUCUGACGAAGAACUUAGUUGCGGGGAUUUGGAGACUUUGGAAGGCCAGGAAUGUGGUUCACGCAUGGCCGACCAUGAAUUGAAGCAGAUGCUGCUGACAAAAUACAGUGGCUACCUGAGCAAUCUGCGGAAGGAAUUCUUGAAAAAGAGGAAGAAGGGGAAGCUACCAAAGGAUGCGAGGUUGACAUUAUUAGACUGGUGGAACAGCCAUUGCAGAUGGCCAUAUCCAACAGAAGAGGAGAAGGCAAAGCUAGCCGAGAAGACUGGUCUCAACCAGAAGCAAAUCAACAAUUGGUUCAUAAACCAGAGAAAGAGGCACUGGAAGCCAUCGGAGGACAUGCGCUUCGCGCUAAUGGAGGAAGUGAGUGGUGGAUCAAGCAGGACGAUGUUGUACUUUGACAGUGGUACAAUUGGUCCUUAAGCCACCCCAAUGUUCCCCUUCCUUUCUCCAUUACUGCAAGCUUGCUAUGCACUUUAUCAUGAUGUGUAUAAUGGUUGGAUUGAUGAGGCUAUAUUAGCCUUGGUGUGGUUGCCUUAGUUUGUUAGCCUCAAAUUGUGUUGAAUGUUGAUGAGGCCUGAAUACAAAGGACAUGAGAAGCUUGCAGGCAAGUUUUUCUUGUAUUCUUGUAUAUAAUGGUUAUAAUUAUUAGGUGGACUGUGGACCCAUUAAGGUUUGGCAAUGGUCAUGUGACAACUUUGGUCAAC
Molecule: messenger RNA, 1485 nt
Organism: Musa acuminata subsp. malaccensis (wild Malaysian banana)
Lineage: Eukaryota; Viridiplantae; Streptophyta; Magnoliopsida; Zingiberales; Musaceae
Product: homeobox protein knotted-1-like 1
Biological process (GO): regulation of transcription by RNA polymerase II
Cellular component (GO): nucleus
Molecular function (GO): RNA polymerase II cis-regulatory region sequence-specific DNA binding; DNA-binding transcription factor activity, RNA polymerase II-specific
Source: RefSeq, a predicted model, not a curated record